ACAUGACCGGCCAACAUUCAAAAUGGAGUAUUGACAUACUGAACAAAACAAAAACGUUUAUUUUUCAAUUGAACUGACAGUGCAUUGAACGGGCCACAUUGACACCUGUGAACAUGGUGUACAAGAAGUCUGAGUAUGGAAGAAAUUACAAAAUUUCAAGCCUCAUACAGAACAUACCAGUUUAUGAGGAGCACCUCAACUACAGGCACAUUCGACGGGAAAGAGAAUGUGCACAUACUCCUUUUUCCUGGGAUGGAGAGGUAGAGUCAUCGGAUAGUGAUGACAAACUGACACCAGCUGAGGAACAACCAGAAGUUCCUGAGAUUCGUCUUGCAGAUCUUGCCAUAACUGAAGAUGAGGAGGAGGAAUUGCCACAGGAAUCUGAAAAUGAAUCUGAGGAUGAUAUAGCUAAGGAAAAGAGGGAAGCUAAAGAGAAAGAUGUAAGAGCGUCAAAAGCAAAUCUAGGGGCUUGUGAUGUGGAUAUAAUCAGACAGAACAAUGAUCUAAGAAAGUCUGCAAAAGAAAAGUUAAACAAAUAUAUCAGCAAAGUAAACACUGAUGAAAAAAGUGAAAAGAAAAUGACAGAGAAAGUUUUGGGGAAAACCUUUGCAAAGCCCAAGGUCACAGACGAGAAAUGUUUCGUGAAACGCUCAAAGCCACGAAGACCAGACAGAGUGGGUAAGCUGUCCGGAGCCCGUCCCUUGUCUGCCCCAGGAGCAAGACCAAAAUCUGCUCCGCCCCCAGCAACAGCCAAUGAGCGGCCAGUAAGCCAAGCUGGGCCAAGCCAUCCAUUCUACAACUAUGGUGGUGGGGCAGGAAACAGAGUACUAGGAGACAAGAAAACAUUCAAUGUUAGAGCAUCAGCGGCAGUGUAUCCAGCUGCCCUGAGAGCCAAGAAGAGAAAUUUACUUCUUGUUGAACAGCAGCAAGAAAAACAGCGCUCAGCGUCUGCACGAGAAAAGCGUCGCAAGGCUCGAUUUAAUGAAAGAAUGUCGCGACAAACAGCUAUUUGGGAGUCUGAGUACCGAAGAAGUUAUCCAGCUUAUGAGGAUAAUGAAUACGCUACAACGGAGAGAGAUCCACGAAAAAGAAAGAGCCAGUUUACAACAUGAUUUUGAUUUUUAUAUAUUUUAGACUUUCCUCCAACUCCUUGAAGUUAAUAGCAUUUAGUGGCAUAAUUAAGUUAUUGUAUACAUUUUUUUUGCUUUUGUUUUUGUUUUAAAUUGAAAAUGAUGAAUUUAGAAUUUAGAGGCUGAGUUAAUGACAGUUAUUAAACAAGUGUAUUUCCAACCAUGUUGAAUAAAAAAAAUCUCAGACCUUUGUCACGUUAUCAAUAAAAUUCAAACACACUUAAAUAAUGGUCACUGCCCGAUAUGCAUGUGCACUUAAUGCUAUUUCUAAGUGUUACAUGUAUUGUGAAAGUUGUAUAUAUUAUAUGGACACUAGGAUGGAAGGAGAAAGACAUGUUUUUUGCUAGUCUUGGAAGAUCUGUGAUAGGUUGUUUUGUUGUGAAUACUCGAUGUAACAAUGUAGUGUAGUACCUUACUGGAGUGUAUUUGUAAAAUAGUGUCAGUGUUAAGUUCUUUUUUGAUUGAUAUUUCUUCAGGUUAAAACACUGUAAAAUUGUGCUUCAUUCUUGGAUUCUGGACUACCCGGUAUGUUUGCGAAAAAUUAUUCGCACAAUUUCAUUGAUCUACCAAUAAGUUUGCUCUUGCUCAAAGAAAAAAAAGGAAAUUGUAAAGCAUUUUUUGCUAGAAAUUUGUUUUCAUUUCCUAUGAUUUAUUUUCUGCCAUGUAUACAUACACAUCAUUUAUGUUGUUUGAUAUAGAAGAACAUACAUAUUUGGGCAGAUAUUUGAAAUGCUGAAUUUUGACUGGUACAUAAAGAAAAAAAACAAUUGGCUGGUUGUCUUAAAAUUGCUGAACAUUUUGGAGAGAUGUUAAGUACCGGUAAAAAGAAAUCUUCAAGAUUUUUAAAUUGCUGCACAUUUUAAAGAAAUCUUAUGUAAAAAAAAUCUUCAAGAUUUUUAAAUAGGAAAAUAUGUUGCCAGUCAUGUAUUUUCAUAUCCAUAUUUUAUUAAUACCUUUGGAUGCAUUAUUGUUUUAGUUUUUGUACAUUUAAUAUGCAUGGUUUAAUGUUUAUUUGUUCAUUUUAAACUCAGUAAUUCUUUUAAAAUGUUGGGAUAUGUUUAAAUGAUAACAAACACAGCUGAUUUCUAUAAGAAGGUUGAUUUGUAGUCCUUAUUGUGAGAAAAUACAGUUUAUGAUGAAUUGUGGUAGUGAAAUCUAACACUCAGCACAAUUGAUGAAGGGUCACCAAUAGAUUUGUUCAAUUUUUGAUAUACAGAACAGCUGACUUAAAACAAAUAAAUAUGGAAAGUUGCUUACAAACAUAUCAAGAAACAUGUUAUGAUUUUUUAAUAGAAUCAUCAGCUACAUUAAAUUUAUGAACAAUUUUAUCAAUAUAUGAUUGUAAUAAAAAAAUAAUGUUUUAACAAAUGGCUCCUAACUUAUUUUGUUGAGUGUAUUCAUUACAACCAAAAUGUACAUGUUUGUAUUAAUGUACAAUUUACUGUAGGACUUGGUGUAUAUUGUAAGAAGCACAAUGUGUCUUAUCUGGUUAACAGUAACACUAAAUUACGUGAACUUGUAGUAAUUUAUGUUAACUUGCAGUAGUUAGCUUUACACUGUGUAUUGUUAAGAAAGUUAAUGCAUAUUAUUAUAAUAAACAUAUUUUUGCUAA
Messenger RNA from Mya arenaria, 2742 nucleotides. RefSeq lists its product as uncharacterized. Bases 114 to 1112 code for a protein of 332 amino acids. NCBI's taxonomy places the organism in Eukaryota, Metazoa, Mollusca, Bivalvia, Myida, Myidae. The record is from RefSeq and is a predicted model, not a curated record. Gene Ontology annotation, cellular component: ciliary transition zone; spindle; centriole. The transcript has 4 exons. Gene Ontology annotation, molecular function: microtubule binding. Gene Ontology annotation, biological process: regulation of mitotic spindle assembly.